AUGGCUGCUCCCGUCGCUCGUGGCGCCUUCCGCAAGGCCGUCAACCUUCCUCCUACCGCGACUACCGCUUACAGCGGCACUCCGGUUGCAGCUGGCAUCAACUUUGCCGUGCGCGCCCCUGCCGACCCUCACGCUCACGGACACGGCCCUUCCCUCCGAUCUGAUCCCCACCAGGUUCCCAAAUGGGCAUCCCAACUUCGCAACUCGAACGGCGUCCUCAGCUCGCGAUCUGGCGUCAAUGCCCUCCCCACCGUCGGCCAGCCUCGCUACUUCUCGUCCUCGUCGCGAAGCCUCCAGGCCACCCAGCCUGACCAGGUUCCCGACUUCUCGGGCUACCGCACCAAGACGCCCGACAGCAACAAGGCCUUCUCGUAUUUCAUGGUCGGCUCCAUGGGUCUGAUCGCCGCUUCGGGUGCCAAGGCCACCGUUUCUGAUUUCCUCGCUUCGAUGGGUGCCUCGUCAGAUGUGCUUGCGCUCGCCAAGGUCGAGGUGGACAUGAACUCGAUUCCAGAGGGCAAGAACGCCAUCAUCAAGUGGCGUGGCAAGCCCGUGUUCGUUCGUCACCGCACCAAGGAGGAGAUUGACGAGGCCAACGCCGUCGAUAUCUCCAAGCUGCGUGACCCGGAGAAGGACUCGGACCGUGCCAAGCGACCAGAGUGGCUCGUCAUGCUGGGUGUCUGCACUCACCUGGGUUGUGUGCCCAUCGGUGAGGCGGGUGACUUUGGUGGCUGGUACUGCCCUUGCCACGGUUCGCACUACGACAUCUCGGGUCGUGCCCGCAAGGGUCCUGCUCCUCUCAACCUCGAGGUGCCCGAGUACGACUUCAACGACGGCGAGAACAAGCUCAUCAUUGGUUAG
Messenger RNA from Kalmanozyma brasiliensis GHG001, 858 nucleotides. RefSeq names its product Rieske [2Fe-2S] iron-sulfur domain protein. Lineage: Eukaryota; Fungi; Basidiomycota; Ustilaginomycetes; Ustilaginales. Gene Ontology annotation, molecular function: 2 iron, 2 sulfur cluster binding; quinol-cytochrome-c reductase activity. Gene Ontology annotation, cellular component: membrane. The coding region runs from base 1 to 858 and encodes 285 amino acids. Gene Ontology annotation, biological process: mitochondrial electron transport, ubiquinol to cytochrome c. The record is from RefSeq and is a predicted model, not a curated record. The transcript is spliced from 3 exons.